AUGGUUGAGGAUCUCGUGGAAAGUAAGCAGGAUGCCCUUGCAGGCCAGUGGCUGCGAAGGGUAUUCUUCUUUUGGAACGACAAGGGAAUAACACACCUGACAUUGCGCCAGUACAUGCGCUUCCUCUACGACCUCUACACAAAGCCCGUGAACAAAGUGAUCAUCCAAGCCUACAACCAAUAUGGUCGCGUGUACGGCUCCUACCAAGGCCUGGCACCAACUCUCGUCGUCGGGGAUCCAGACAUCUUGCGAGAGGUCAUGGUCACAAAAUUCAAGAACUUCUCUGACAGAUCGUUAUCUCAGUCCUUGGGGACUGAAGUAUGGAAGAAGUCCAUCAUGAACCUCUCUGGAGAGGAAUGGAAAAGAGCACGAACAAUCUUUACGCCGGCGCUCACGGCAACCAGACUUAAGACGAUCUUGGUGAAGGUAAAAACUGUCGCAGGAAAGAUGACGUCACGAGUCAAGGAAGCGGCGGCAAAGGAUGAGCUCGUGGACUUCAGCGGGCUCGCCACCAACACGGCACUCGACAUCACAGCUGCCUUGAACUACAGUAUCGAUAUUGACAGCGAGAAUGACACGAGCCACCCAAUCAUCAAAUCUUUGGAAUCUAUUUAUAUGAGCACGGGCGGCUGGAGAGUGGUGAUGUUGUUUCUCAUGCCGUCACUGAGCAAGAUUGUGAGGCCUGACUAUCCGCCAAAGGCAUCUACCGACCUAUUCAAGGCGUUUGUUUCGCUCUUGAUGGAAGAACGCAAGUCCAAGAGCCAGGAACAAGACGACUUCCUCCAAAUUUUCAUGAAUGCUGAUUACAGCUGGGAGGAGAAUGCACAGGAGAAACCCGAGAAUGCUCAAGAAAGAAUUUGUCCAGCUGACUUUAUCCUUUCAGAAAUGACACUCGAUGAGAUAACUGCCCAGUUGCUGGUGUUCUUCGUGGCUGGCGUUGAGACGGUAUCAACAGCCCUCAGCACCACCGCUUACUACCUGGCCCUCAAUCCCGAAUGCCAAGACAGGGUCAUAUCUGAAGUGGACAAGGCAGCAUCAGAGGGAGAGAUCACGUACGAUAACCUGCAGGAGAUGCCUUACCUCGAAGCCUGCUUCAAAGAGGCGUUGAGACUUUGUACUCCCGACUCAAUCCUCAUGCGCCUCUGCACGGAAGAAACCACAGUGGGUGGAAUUGAUUUCAAGCCGGGGAUGUCCGUAGAUAUUCCCGUGGCAGGAAUCCACCAUGAUCCGGAAAAUUUUCCUGAACCGGAGAAGUUCAACCCAGACAGGUUUAUGCCAGAAAACAAGGACUCCAUAAAGCCGUUCACUUACAUUCCUUUCGGUGCCGGACCUCGCAACUGCGUCGGCAUGCGCCUCGGCAUGGUCCAAGCGAAGACAACUCUCGCUUGCCUGCUUCAGCACGUUAGGCUCGAAACGUGCCCUGAAACAAUGCGGUAA
Rhipicephalus microplus (southern cattle tick) is the source of this 1437-nucleotide messenger RNA. RefSeq lists its product as uncharacterized. The record is from RefSeq and is a predicted model, not a curated record. Gene Ontology annotation, molecular function: steroid hydroxylase activity; oxidoreductase activity, acting on paired donors, with incorporation or reduction of molecular oxygen; iron ion binding. Lineage: Eukaryota; Metazoa; Arthropoda; Arachnida; Ixodida; Ixodidae.